Messenger RNA from Aspergillus nomiae NRRL 13137, 1101 nucleotides. RefSeq lists its product as uncharacterized. Bases 1 to 1101 code for a protein of 366 amino acids. The transcript has 3 exons. The record is from RefSeq and is a predicted model, not a curated record. NCBI's taxonomy places the organism in Eukaryota, Fungi, Ascomycota, Eurotiomycetes, Eurotiales, Aspergillaceae.
AUGGAUUCUCAGGGUGACCUGAAUAUCACUAACUUUGAUAGUGUGUAUCCUGAUACUCAAGCACCCCACAGUCUUCUGUCGGCUCUGCUGCAGGGGGACAAUACCUAUCAGAAUUAUGUGACAUCUGAUGACCACAUAACAUCCCUCCCUGGAUAUAUGCAACAUGCACCACUCGAUAUCGGCACUCUCAAUGAAGAGGCUGCGCUCCCCGAGACGCAGUUGAACGACUUUCUGGAUGAUGGGUCGUCCUACAGCUUUUACGAUACCCACGAUAUUGACAUCUGGAAUGCAGCGGAGUUGCAGAAGCCGCAAUUUAUCAGUGGUUACGAUGGACAGCUACAACAGUCACCUAGCGUAACAUCGACGCAGAACCUGAGUUUCUUUGAACCCGACAUGGCUUCACGAGAUUUUGAUAGCUCAAAUGCAAGUCUAUCUGGCAGCAGAAGUAACAGUCGCAGCCGAUUAACUGGAAGUUCUUUAUCAACGCCCAUAUCUAUAUUAUCAGAGAGCGGUAUGGAUCCGAUGCAGAGAUGGCGCGAGAGUCCCCCAGAAACCGAAGCAGCAUCUUUGUCGGCUAUAGCGGAUGCCUUGCGUACAAUGUCUACUCGUAGGCAUGCUCGUGCCGAUCAUUUGGCGGGUCAUUUCCGGCAGGGCUUGACCAUGAGCGACUGGAAAGGCGAUCAUUGCUUUGAGCCAUCCAUUGCGGCUCAAAUCAAGAAUGCCUUCCCCCCUUACCUCCUGGCGUCUGAAGCUAAGAGCAUGGUGCCGUUCUCCGCGACCGACCCUGCGACACUCGAUCAUUUGUCCCAGAUCUAUCAACGGAAUGGAGAGAUAUAUUCAGAUCAACAACUGGAUGCUGUCGCCUCGGAGGGUGACCCGUUAUUCGACCUCACACCUACAUCUUAUAUGAGAUGGGUGACUUUCCGCCUAGGCCGUUUCGCACAACAGAGUAUCGCAAACGGUAUCUUUCCUACCGAUAAGAUGUUUCAAGAUGAAUCCCGGCGGCUGGUAUAUGGAGAUAAAGAUGCAUGGGAGCAAACCGUAGCAGAUAAUAACGAGUGGUUGGCAGCCUUUCGGAGGCAGUGCCUUCCACCGAUUUGA